Molecule: messenger RNA, 759 nt
Organism: Mytilinidion resinicola
Lineage: Eukaryota; Fungi; Ascomycota; Dothideomycetes; Mytilinidiales; Mytilinidiaceae
Exons: 1
Coding region: 171-638 (155 amino acids)
Source: RefSeq, a predicted model, not a curated record
GUAUACACACGGCAUUCUCCGUCAUAUCACGUGUAUAUGUGCACGAGCCAAUUCAAAUACCCUAUCCAAGACUCUAUCUGAAUCGGUCGAUAGUGCGCUUUGGCAUCAAGGAAAAGACCUGAGCUUUACCCUAUCCGGUUCAUGCAGGCUUCCAGCAGGUGUGAGAGACAAUGAUCUUCAUUGCUGUCCCUCAACAGCGGCACGCAGGCAAGGUCCACUGUCGAUGGAAGCCAUCGGUUACAUCCGCCCUCUAUGGAUAUCCUCCCUGGACCUUUUUGCUCCACCCCAGCCCGGCAGACCAUGAUGUGUCACAUUGUAGGUUUGAUCCUUGCCAGCUGAGCCCACCUCUGUCCUUUCCAGAACCUGCGAGCUGGCCUUUUAUACCCUCCAGCAGAAUUGCAAUUCGUACACGGAUAUGGCACGCGGUAGUCCACGUCUUUCCCAUGCCUGUGUCUCGUGCCUGCUGUACCCUAUAUAAGUUGCCCUCUCAGUAUUCCGCCACUGUCACUGUGGCCGACGUGGCCGCUCUUGUGUUUCCUUCUCUCAAUAGCCAAUUGUUCUUGUCUGAUGCUCCGCUGAAGGCCUGCUUGGCCGUGGGAGCGGAGGUCGUCGGCGGAGUCCGCGAGGAAGAGCGGUAGAAUGCGCGCGGCGGAGAAGUCCUAGCUGUUGCGCAGCGUGUAGUCGCUCCAUUUGAGCUCGUUCGAAGGUGCCGGCCCAGAUCGGAGGCGGAGGAGGGAGGAGGGGGAGUUUCGGAUGGAU